Messenger RNA from Hevea brasiliensis (rubber tree), 834 nucleotides. RefSeq names its product GDSL esterase/lipase At5g14450-like. The record is from RefSeq and is a predicted model, not a curated record. Gene Ontology annotation, molecular function: hydrolase activity, acting on ester bonds. Bases 1 to 834 code for a protein of 277 amino acids. NCBI's taxonomy places the organism in Eukaryota, Viridiplantae, Streptophyta, Magnoliopsida, Malpighiales, Euphorbiaceae. The transcript has 4 exons.
AUGGGAUUGGAAAUAGGAAAGUUUGCAGUGGCGGCUAGAGGUCUUUCGUCAAAAUGUGCAUUCCCUGCUAUCUAUAGUUUUGGAGACUCAACUGCAGAUACUGGAGGAAUGUCUGCAGCCUUUGGUCCUGUUCCUCUUCCCCAUGGUCAAACCUUCUUCAAGAAACCUUCUGGGAGGCUCUCCGAUGGUCGUCUCAUCAUAGAUUUCAUGGCUGAAUGCCUUGGAUUACCGUAUGUUGGUGCAUACUUGGACUCUGUAGGGACAAAGUUUGCACAUGGGUCAAAUUUUGCAAGUGCAGGGUCAUCAAUUAGGCAGGGUCCCAGGAGCCCUUUCUUUCUUGCCCUUCAAGUCUCUCAAUUUAUGCAAUUCAAAGCACGCACCACAGAACUCUAUAAGAACUCAAGCAAUCGGGGUGAUCUUCCAAAUCCUAUGGAAUUCUCCAAGGCCUCGUACACUUUUGAUAUUGGACAAAAUGAUAUUAUAUUCGGUUUUCUGAACACAACGGAAGAUCAAGUUCCAGUAACAUUUCCUGAUAUCCUUACUCAGUUCAGUCAAGCAGUUUUAAGGCUUUAUGGUGAAGGGGCAAGAGCGUUUUUGGUCCAUAACGUAGGGCCAAUCGGCUGCUUGCCAUUUGGUGCUGCAAUGUUCCCUCCAAAGAACACUACUCGUGACAAGAAUCAACGUGCUGUAGCCCAGAAUGAGGCGGUUAAAGAAUUCAAUAGGCAACUAAAGGACACAGUAGUCCAGCUGAGGAAGCAACUUCCGCAAGCUACCAUCACCUAUGUAGAUGUUUAUAAAGUUAAAUUUUCACUAAUUGAUGAUGCUAGGAAUUAA